AUGGCCCUCGACAAGAUCCGCCAAUACCUGAACGUCGAGUACGCGCCGGGGGAACGCAAGCUCCUGAGAAAAUGUGACUUCUUCAUCUUGACCUUUUGCUGUCUGAGCUACUUGGUGAAUUAUCUCGACCGCACCAACCUCAACAAUGCCUACGUCUCGGGCAUGAAGGAGGAGCUGGGCUUCGUGGGUGACCAGCUCAACCAGAUCAACACUUGCUUUACAAUCGGCUACGUCCUCGGCCAGGUCCCCUCCAACCUGUCGCUGCACUACGUCAAGCCGCGCAUCUGGUUCCCGCUGAUGAUGGUCGUCUGGGGCGCGCUGACCAUGUGCACCGCCAGCGUGCACAGCCCGCAGUCCAUCAUGGCCAUCCGCUUCCUCCAGGGCAUCGCCGAGGCCUCGACCUUUGUCGGCACGCACUACAUCCUCGGCGCCUGGUACACGGAGCGCGAGCUCGGCAAGCGCAGCGGCAUCUUCACGGCCUCGGGCCUCGCCGGCACCUUCUUCGGCGGCUUCAUCCAGACGGGCAUCCACGCCAGCAUGGACGGCCUGCACGGCCUCAGCGGCUGGCGCUGGCUGUUCAUCAUCGACGGCCUCAUGACGCUGCCCGUCGCGCUCUACGGCUUCCUGUGCUUCCCGGACACGCCGCACACGACGACGGCCUUCUACUUCAGCGAGGAAGAGAAGGCCCUCGCGCGCGCCCGCGUGCCCGUCGUCGUCCAGGAGGAGCGGUCGCCGCUGACGCUGCGGUUCGCCAGAAAGGUCCUCACGUCGUGGUACUGGUGGGGCUUCGUCGUGCUCUGGAUCGUCGCGGGCGAGACCGAGUCCUUCAGCACCAACGCGCUGCUGGGGCUCUACAUGAAGAGCCACCCCGUCCACAAGUACAGCGUGGCGCAGCUCAACAACUACCCGACGGGCGUGCCCGCCGUGGGCAUCGUGUCGACGCUCUUCUGGGCGACGCUGACGGACCUGCUCGGCGGCAAGCGGUACCUCGUCGCGUACUUCAUCGGCGCCACCGGCGUCGCGACGUCGGCCAUGGUGCUGGUGGCGGCCCGGGACCCGACGAGCGCCGGGUCGACGGCCGUCGUCUUCGGCGCCUACUACUGGGCGGGCGCCGUGUACGCCUGCCAGGCGACCUUCUUCGCCUGGUGCAACGACGCGAUGCGGUACGAGGAGGGCGUCUUCCGCGGCGUCGUGCUGGCGGGCAUGAACCUGGGGAGCAACGCCGUCAACGCGUGGUGGAGCAUCCUGUUCUACGGCGCCUCCAUGGCGCCGUGGUUCACCAGGGGCAUGUGGGCCAUGAUCGCCAGCUCCAUCGCCCUGAUCGUCUGGACGAGCGGCCUCACGUACCUGGCGCACCGGGAGGAGCAGCGGAGGGUUUUGAACGCGGAGGCGGGGGAGACGGGGUCGGUUGCCAAGAGGUCCGACACGAAGGACGACGAUGCCGUUUGA
Messenger RNA from Colletotrichum higginsianum IMI 349063, 1449 nucleotides. RefSeq names its product major facilitator superfamily transporter. The transcript has 5 exons. Bases 1 to 1449 code for a protein of 482 amino acids. Gene Ontology annotation, biological process: pantothenate import across plasma membrane. Gene Ontology annotation, cellular component: plasma membrane. The record is from RefSeq and is a predicted model, not a curated record. NCBI's taxonomy places the organism in Eukaryota, Fungi, Ascomycota, Sordariomycetes, Glomerellales, Glomerellaceae. Gene Ontology annotation, molecular function: pantothenate transmembrane transporter activity.